Zingiber officinale is the source of this 785-nucleotide messenger RNA. Its product is annotated as autophagy-related protein 8f-like. The transcript is spliced from 6 exons. The record is from RefSeq and is a predicted model, not a curated record. The coding region runs from base 166 to 534 and encodes 122 amino acids. Gene Ontology annotation, biological process: cellular response to nitrogen starvation. NCBI's taxonomy places the organism in Eukaryota, Viridiplantae, Streptophyta, Magnoliopsida, Zingiberales, Zingiberaceae.
AUCGAAUUAGGGCUAGCGAUUGCUUAGCGCGCACACAAUAGAAAAGUUAUAUGCAUAUAUACCAUCCCUAGCCGAUUGCUUCGUAAAGUCUAUUGUCUCGCCUUCUUCAGUUCCCAAGGCAAACGAUUCAUCAUCGAUCGCCGAUAGCUUUCAAAUCAAGAAGAGAUGUCGAGGCAGAGCAGUUACAAGCAGCAGCAUGACCUCGAGAAGAGGAAAGCUGAAUCAAUGAGGAUUAAGGAGAAGUACCCCGGUAGAGUGCCGGUAAUUGUCGAGAAAGCCGAGAGAAGUGAUGUGCCAAACAUUGAUAAGAAAAAGUAUUUGGUUCCGGUAGAUACUACGCUUGGGCAAUUUGUUUAUGUCAUUCGAAAGAGAAUUAAUUUAAGUGCUGAGAAGGCCAUAUUCAUGUUCGUCGACAACGUGCUUCCACAGAUUGGAACUCUGAUGGGCCAUCUCUACGAAGAGAAGAAAGAUGAAGAUGGGUUCCUUUACGUUGUCUACAGCGGAGAGAACACCUUUGGCUCUCAAAAACCGUGACUCGACCAAGCUUAAGUAUUGCCGACCCGACCAGCAUAUUGUUCAUAAUGGCAUGGCUCGUGUCUGGUGCCGGAAGCGAGCUUUUGCAAUAACGCAAAACCAUGUAUAUUUUAUGCAAUCUCUUCUGAAGAUUGAUUUUUGCACGUACAUAUAUAUUCUGUGUGCUGUGUGCUGUGUCGCAAGUAUCGACCAGUGGUGGCGGUUGAUGUAACAAAAAACUAAGAUAACAUCUACCUUCACUUCUGAUCUUA